Molecule: messenger RNA, 591 nt
Organism: Rodentolepis nana
Lineage: Eukaryota; Metazoa; Platyhelminthes; Cestoda; Cyclophyllidea; Hymenolepididae
Source: the annotation of a GenBank genome assembly
AUGACUAGGCGAACACCACUAACUCAAUGGGAUACCGAGACGGAAAGUCCUCCCCAGGAACGUACACAAACUAUCUGUACUUGUCUACACUGUACUAUGAGGUACCUGUCAGAUUAUGAAUACAACAAAGCCUCCAUUUGGACUCUUUCAAGUCAAGACAGCGAUGAGAAUGCAUUAUAUUUAAUCGACGAGAAUCUGCAUAAUAACCUCCACAUUCUCUGGAUUGGAGAGUUUAUUAAUCUAUUCUCUCCUUUGUCAGCCAUCACUGGAAUAUUUUGGUACCUCAGACCCGUGGAUCUGGAUGAAAGAGUCUUCUAUCCACCAAUCUGGAAUUCAUCAGUUAAGGCCAAAGUUCGAUUCGAGUGUGAGUCCUGCGGAAAUAUUUGGACAUCAAUGAGGGGUAUUGCAGUCUUCUCCGUCCAUCCUAAUGAAAUUUACCUGAACGCUCUUAACCUCCGUUUCACCCUUCUUGGCCAACGAUGCAAUAAUUGCGAUUCAAAAGUUUUUCAAUCAGCUAUUUGGUAUCCCGAAGAGGUUAUUCGGGUAAGUUCACGUGUUUUCGAGCAAACCCGUCAACGAAUGAGCCAAUAA